Molecule: messenger RNA, 2058 nt
Organism: Rhipicephalus sanguineus (brown dog tick)
Lineage: Eukaryota; Metazoa; Arthropoda; Arachnida; Ixodida; Ixodidae
Product: endothelin-converting enzyme 2
Exons: 3
Coding region: 1-2058 (685 amino acids)
Biological process (GO): protein processing
Cellular component (GO): plasma membrane
Molecular function (GO): metalloendopeptidase activity
Source: RefSeq, a predicted model, not a curated record
AUGUCCAGCACCCCGAACACUGCCGCAGUGCUGCUCGUCGGAGCCGCGUACUACGGCAGCAGGAUCCUGGUGGACUGGCUCGCCCUGUGGGCUUACCCGUGGUGUGAUCACCCGAUCAAGUGCUUCGACUACGUCCGGGAACUGGAAGCCAGCCUGGACCGUAGCGUAGACCCGUGCGACAACUUCUACGAGCACGUGUGUGCGCACUGGUCCCGGCGAUAUCCCGCCUUUGCCAACUACCUCCAUCUCCUCCAGGCCCGAACGAUGAGCUUCCUCCUCCACGAGCUGGAGCGGCCUGCUCCCCAGCAUCGGUCAAAGGCAGUCAGGCAGGUCGUCUCCGGGUACCAGGCUUGCCGGAAGGCUUUCACUAAGCUGCGAGAAGACAUCCAGGUCCUCUUCGACAUAUUCGACAAGUUCAACGUCACAUGGCCAGCCCUGACGCUUCCGGAAAACUUCGACGUGAUCGAGUACUUGUUCGGCAUGUCGUUGGACUACAACCUGGAGACUCCCGUGCUCCUGACCCUGGAGCCGUACCUGAGGACGGACAGGCGCUACGCCCUGUCCAUGUACAUAAGGCCUACGGAGAAUCACGAUCCGUUCGAUCCGGCAAAGAUAGCCGCUUGCAUGCCACUGGUGGCCCCGUCGAUUGGUGGCGACACCGCGUUCAACUUCGGUGAGAUCAUUUUCUUCGUCUACCUGGACUUGAUCUACCACAUCGAGGCAUUCACUGACUUGAACCAAAUAAUCCCCGUCUACACCACCAUCGAAGCGCUGGCUGACGACGUCAAAGAUCAAGCGCCACUGGACGCCUUGCUCAACACCAUCAACAGGCACCUACCGCAGGACAAGUCCAUCGGCAAGGACGAGGAACUGCUCGUCCCCAAGAACACGGGCCUCGUGCUCAACGAGAUGCUCAGAUCUUCGAAGCCGGCGCACUACGUGAAUCUCGUUCUCUUCAGCGGCUGGAACAUCGUCACAAGCAUGAACUUUGGGCUGUCGUCGUCCAUGUUGAGCUGCAUAUCCGGAAAGUCACCAAUCGGGAAUUCAUUUCUGGCGGUGGCGCACUGUGUGCAAGCUGCGAACGAGGUAGCCGGCUACGCCUUGGCCCGCUUUUUCAUCGACAGCAUGGGCCAGUCGGAAGCGGUGCGCAACACGACGGACACGUGGAACGCCCUGCGCGACGCCACGGAGCGCAACUUCGCCACCCUGUCGUGGAUGGAUGAGAGCACCGCGACAGGCGCCAUGGGUCACGUGGGUGAUCUCGUUCCCGUCAUACCCUUGCCGGCGCACCUGAACAGCAGCGAGGCUCUGGACGCAUUCUACGACUACCUGGUGGAGGACCAGUCGCUACCCUUCUUCCAGUGGUUCGUCCGGUCCAAAAAGCAACGAUCCGACAAGUACAAGCGCCUAAUCCGCGAAGACCCAAACGUGACCGUGUACCGCGAGGACAUACGGCUGAGCUCGACCAACGUGAACGCCUUCUACCUACCUCUCUUCCACAUCAUGGCCAUCCUGCCGGCCAUCAUGAUUCCGCCCUUCGUUCCCAACGGGGUCACCCAGGCCGUGACCUACGGUGCCAUCGGCAAGAUCCUGGGUCACGAGUUGUCGCACGCGUUCGACCCGCUGUUCAGCUCCCUGACCAGGACCGGCGACAAUGCGACUUGGUGGUCGCAGCAGUCUUUCGAGAGCUUCCUCGAGAAGCAGGGCUGCGUCGUUUCCCAGCUCGCCAACUACACGGACAGCGAGAUCCACGCCUUCAACGCGCUCUCGGAGGCGUUCGCCGACACCGCUGGCACCGAGAAGGCCCGGCUGGCGUACGCCUCCCUGCCGACGCAGCGUGGGGUCCUGGGCUAUUCGCCGGAGCAGCUCUUCUUCAUAGCGGGCUGCUUUGAGUUUUGCGCGCAGAACGCGUACUCGUGGGAGACGGAGGACAUCUACCCGGCGUAUGCACUGCGCUGUAACAUGCCCGUUUCCAAUCAGAAACACUUUGCGGAAGCCUUCAACUGUCCCGCUGACGCAGCCCUCAACCCGUCGACGCGCUGUACCUUCCAUUAUUGA